UCACCCAUCCGCUCUACAGCAGCACGACUAUCAACAAUGACAUUGCUCUGCUGAAACUGUCGUCUCCAGUCACACUGACUCCCCGUAUCUCUCCUGUAUGUCUGGCUCCAUCAACCAUCAACAUUCUGCCUGGAACCCGCUGCUUCACCACUGGCUGGGGUAGAACUGCCACCACGUGUAAGUCAUCUGUAAAACAAAAACAUACUGAGAGAAUUACAACACAUCUGUUUACUGUGCAAUGCAAUGUGUCAUGUUUUCUUCUUUUUUAGCGAGCCCUCUGAUCCUACAGCAAACAGGUGUACCCAUCAUAAGUCCUGCUGUGUGCAGGCAGAUCUGGGGUCAGAGCACUAUCACUGAUGCCAUGAUCUGUGCUGGAGCCUCUGGUUCCUCAUCUUGCCAGGGUGAUUCUGGUGGUCCUCUGGUGUGUGAGCGUUCAGGGGUCUGGUCUCUGGUGGGCUCUGUGUCCUGGGGAAGAAACACUUGUGACACCCGUUUCCCUGCAGUCUACGCCCGCAUCUCCCACCUGCGCUCCUGGAUCGACAGGACUAUCGCUUCCAACUAG
Molecule: messenger RNA, 562 nt
Organism: Sinocyclocheilus grahami
Lineage: Eukaryota; Metazoa; Chordata; Actinopteri; Cypriniformes; Cyprinidae
Product: chymotrypsin A-like
Exons: 2
Coding region: 239-562 (107 amino acids)
Biological process (GO): proteolysis
Molecular function (GO): serine-type endopeptidase activity
Source: RefSeq, a predicted model, not a curated record